CAAAUCGACAAACGAACUCAGAACGCUGCGGCUGCGCAAACGCAAAGCACGCGCCAGUCACACACUCCAAAUCCAAAUUCCAAUUCCAAUUUCGAAUUUCCAAUACGCAGAGUGUCAGCUAAAGGUCCACCUUCCAGUGUCUGUGUCAAUUCCAACGUCUAGUCCAACGCAUCCGUAUCCUACGUGCAGCGCGUGAACAUUCCAUUACAGUGCGUGUAUUUUCGUGUGUCGCUUGCAAAAAUCCUUCGUUUUUUUUUUUUUUUUAAUAAUUUAAACUCGGAUAUUUUUUUUAAAUAUUUUUUUUUUUUAAAAAGUGCCCGUUGCCAAGUGCAAAAUCGAUUUGACGCAAAUAUACAAAUAUUUUGUUCGAAAUUCAGAUGCGCGGCCAGACGACGGGUCCCAGUGGAAAGAUGUACACAAUUCUAGUUGGAUUGGCGAUGCUGUUGCCUGCGGUGCUGGGCCAUGGCAGGCUGAUGGAUCCGCCGGCACGGAAUGCCAUGUGGCGCUUUGGCUAUCCCAAUCCGGUCAACUACAAUGACAACGAGCUCUUCUGCGGUGGCUAUGCGGUCCAGUGGGAGCAGAACAGCGGUCGCUGCGGCGUUUGCGGCGAUGCCUACCAUGUGAAAUCGCCGCGACCGCACGAGGCGGGCGGCGAGUAUGCCAAGGGCAUCAUAUCGCGCUACUAUACUGCCGGCCAGGAGAUUGACGUUGAGGUGGAACUGACGGCCAAUCAUUAUGGUCGCUUUGAGAUGUAUCUGUGCCCCAAUAAUAAUCCCCGACAGGAGGCCACCCAGGAGUGCUUCGAUCGCUAUCCAUUGUUCAUUUCGGGCAGUCGGGAGCAUCGAUACCUUAUUCCGCGCAACACCAAGAAGAAGGACAUAUUUCGCUAUAGCGUCCGCCUGCCAGCGUAUGUCACCUGCACCCAGUGCGUCCUUCAGUGGACCUACUACACGGCCAAUAUGUGGGGUACCUGCUCCAACGGCACCGAAGCCGUCGGCUGCGGCAAGGCGGAAACGUUCCGCAACUGCGCGGACAUUGCCAUCAUCUCCAAUACGGGCGGCGGCGUACCGCCUAUUUUUGUCAACAAUAGAUCCCCGUACUUGCUGUACUAUCGUGAUUAUCGGGCGCCCGACGAUAACAAUGUGUUCCCACUGAUUGUGCGCGAUCAAAAGUGCAUUGGUGCGCCGCCCUUCCGCUCGCUGCCCGGCAUUGAUAACUGGUGUGAGGUCAACUGUUUGCGCUAUCCGCCCAACUGUCCGGAGACCGCAUGCCAUUGUCCUCAGGAGUGCGUGGCGAUUGGUGAACUGGAGGGACGCGAGGGUGCGGAUACGUACUGCAUGGACGAAUGCCUCAAUUAUAAAUCGGAAUGCCCGCGCGACAGAUGCCGUUGCUUUUAGAACGAGACAAAACAUAUGCAAAACACACAGAGAGUGAGAGGAAGAGAAGGAGAGAGAGAGAGAGAACGGUAUACCAAUAAGCUGUGCUGCCCAAUUGCCAGAAAGGAGAUGGAAGAUGAGAGGAAAAGAAACGAAACGAAAGAAUUUGCGAGUUUUGAGCAUUUUGUAACUGAAUAGCUGCAUUUGAAUACGAAUAUAUAUAUGUAUAUGCAUACAUAUGUAUAUAUAUAAAAAUAAAUAUAUUUAU
Messenger RNA from Drosophila virilis, 1644 nucleotides. RefSeq lists its product as uncharacterized. NCBI's taxonomy places the organism in Eukaryota, Metazoa, Arthropoda, Insecta, Diptera, Drosophilidae. The record is from RefSeq and is a predicted model, not a curated record.